Leucoraja erinaceus (little skate) is the source of this 7934-nucleotide messenger RNA. It is a transcript of the gene znf366, whose product is annotated as zinc finger protein 366. Gene Ontology annotation, biological process: regulation of transcription by RNA polymerase II. Gene Ontology annotation, molecular function: RNA polymerase II cis-regulatory region sequence-specific DNA binding; DNA-binding transcription factor activity, RNA polymerase II-specific. Lineage: Eukaryota; Metazoa; Chordata; Chondrichthyes; Rajiformes; Rajidae. Gene Ontology annotation, cellular component: nucleus. The record is from RefSeq and is a predicted model, not a curated record. The transcript has 5 exons. The coding region runs from base 1199 to 3301 and encodes 700 amino acids.
GGCAGUGCAGCGUAGGUUCACGAGAUUGAUCCCUGGGAUGGCGGGAUUGUCAUAUGAGGAAAGAUUGAAAAGACUAGGCUUGUAUUCACUGGAGUUUAAAAGGAUGAGGGGGAUCUUAUAGAAACAUAUAAAAUUAUAAAAGGACUGGGCAAGCUAGAUGCAGGAAAAAAUGUUCCCAAUGUUGGGCGAGUCCAGAACCAGGGGCCACAGUCUUAGAAUAAAGGGAAGGUCAUUUAAGAAACGUUUUCACCCAGAGAGUUGUGAAUUUAUGGAAUUCCCUGCCACAGAGGGCAGUGGAGGUCAAGUCACUGGAUGGAUUUAAGAGAGAGUUAGAUAGAGCUCUAGGGGCUAGUGGAGUCAAGGGAUAUGGGGAGAAGGCAGGCACGGGAUAUUGAUAGGGGACGAUCAGCCAUGAUCACAAUGAAUGGCGGUGCUGGCUCGAAGGGCCGAUUGGCCUCCUCCUGCACCUAUUUUCUAUGUUUCUAUGUUUCUAUGGAAGUGCAGGGAAUAGAUGGAUUAUGGGUCAUGUACAGGCCGAUGAGAUCAGUUUAACUUGGCAUCAUAUUUGACCCAAACUGUGGGAUGAGGGGCCCGUUCCUGUGCAGUACUGUUCCACACCAUGUCACAACAUUCAAAACAUGCAUUACUAAAUUCAAUGAUGUUGAUCACUUUGUAUGCGGGUCUUAAGCUUUUAUUAUAAAAACUGAGUUUGCAUUCUGCUAAUAAAGUGGGUACUAAAAUCCUUAAAAACUGUUUCUUGUUCACUAAAUGUCUCGUAAAUUAUGUUUAAACUCUUAACUCUCCAUAAAAACAACAAAGUCCUGCGAGCAAGCAGUGCCCCAAUCUAGGCUGGGAAUGAAGGCUCAAACCUCUAUCUAAUUUCCUUUUUUGUUGUUUCCAUAUGAAUCUCUUUUUUUUCUCAGAGAAAGAUGACUAUCUGGAGUUUCCUUAUUUUUUUGCAGGAAGUCAAAGGCUUGUUGGUUUCCUCUCCCCUCCCUUCCUUCCUUUUUUUCCGAAGGUACUCAUCUGAAAAAAAAACGAGAACAAAGUAACUCUGUUCCUGUUCUCUUUCUUUGGUAGUUUCAAACGUUGAAGCGAUCAGUACCUUCUUUUAAUCAAAUCUAUGUGUGGAGGCUGAGAGGAGCAGGUAGCCAGACGUACUUUAUAGACCCACUGGAAAGAAGUCGAGUCAGCUUCAAUGGAGUACAAGGACACGGAUGAAAAUUAUAAAGACAUUCUUAAUUCCAGGUACAUGAAAGGAACACACACUUCUCCACACUUCCCAAUACGGCCUCUUUCACUGACCAUGAAAACAAACAAAUUCACAUCCUAUCAAUAUGAUGAAUCAGCGAUUCCCUUCUCUAGACACAACGUCACUAGUGGAACCUUGGAAGGAUUCUCAACCAUCUCCGAAGGAGGGUCUCGGAAGAGGAAAAGCACGCCCACAAAAGUCAUCCAUACCGUUCAGUCAGAAGAAUUGCCGAAAGAUGUCGAAGAAGAUAUCAAAGUGGAAUUGCCAUCACCGACACCCAUGAACCAAAUGAUAGAUUUAAGCAAUGUAGGAUUUCAGCUGUUCAGAAGUUUUGAUCCCCAUGACACAAUGUGCAUGAGGCAUGAGCCCAUUAAACACAACGUGAUGUGGCCCCCCAGCCCUCUGAUGAUGCAUCCGUCUCGACCGUACUUUGCCAAUGUCCCUCCAGAGUUCAUCCUCCCCUUUGUCAUGGCACCAUCAAGUCUGCAUCUGAGGUAUCCCUUUUACCAAAAUGCCCCUCUGCGAAACCUUAAUACUGGCGCCAGCACUCUGGAGGACAAGCAGACCGCAGUUGAGCGUGUUGACGUCAACAUUCAAAUCGAUGACAGCUAUUACGUUGAUGUGGGCGGCAGUCAGAAACGUUGGCAGUGCCGCAUAUGUGAGAAGUCGUAUACGUCCAAAUACAACCUCGUGACGCAUAUUUUGGGACACAGUGGCAUCAAGCCGCACGCUUGUUCUCAGUGCAGGAAGCCCUUCAAGCAGUUGAGCCACCUCCAUACUCACAUGCUGACCCAUCAGGGCACCAGGCCUCACAAAUGUCACGUUUGCCACAAAGCCUUCACUCAGACCAGCCACCUCAAGCGGCACAUGAUGCAGCACAGUGACGUGAAGCCGUAUAAUUGCAGCAUUUGUGGCAGGGGAUUUGCUUACCCGAGCGAGCUGAAAGCCCAUGAGACCAAGCAUGCCAAUGGCCGGGAUAACAUUUGUGUCGAAUGCGGACUUGACUUCCCCACCCUGGCGCAGUUAAAGAGGCAUCUCACAUCUCACCGAGGCCCAACACUCUACCGGUGUGACGAAUGUGACAAAACAUUUCAGUACCCGAGUCAGCUGCAAAAUCACACAAUGAAGCACAAAGACAUCCGUCCAUAUAUCUGCACUGAAUGUGGCAUGGAAUUCAUUCAAUCUCAUCACCUCAAACAGCAUUCCCUGACUCACAAGGGCGUGAAGGAACAUAAAUGUGGGAUCUGUGGACGUGAGUUUACUUUGCUGGCAAACAUGAAGAGGCAUGUCCUUAUUCACACCAACAUCCGAGCCUAUCAGUGUCAUCUUUGCUUCAAGAGCUUUGUGCAGAAACAAACUUUGAAGGCACAUAUGAUCGUCCACUCUGACAUCAAACCCUUCAAAUGCAAGGUGUGUGGGAAAGAAUUUAAUCGGAUGCACAAUUUAAUGGGCCACAUGUAUCUACACUCAGACAGCAAGCCGUUUAAAUGCCUCUAUUGCCCCAGCAAAUUCACUCUGAAGGGAAACCUUACUCGCCACAUGAAGGUCAAACACGGCAUCAUGGAUGGAGGGCCCGACUCACAAAGCUUCAGGCGGCGAGGAGGCAUUGGAUUUGCACCCAACAACCUGUCUAAUUAUGUGCAGGACGAGCCCUUCGAUCUCUCCCAAAAGAGCCGAAUAAAAAGCGUGUCCCAGUCUGACGGUGAGAGUGCCAAAGGGAGUUCUUGUCCAGAAGAAGAUGAGGACAACUACUACACCAUAGGACAAUACAGUCCUGACGAGUAUUGCAGAGAAGUCAAAAUAUAUAUGCCAGAAGACUUAUCCCAGAAGACGGGAAGACUGAUCCCAGAUUUCGGAGACUCCGACAAUGAAGUGCUGACCAAAGGGAGAGUGAUAGAUGUGGAAGAUGAAGACUUGAUGGUCCAUGAUAACUUUAUGCAGAGUGGAAUUGAAUCUAACAAACACAACACGGCCGCCAUGAACUAUCUGUUUGACAUUGGUGGAAACUACGCUGACUUUUGCCUUGAUGGCAGGUGCAGUCCAAUGUGAAAUUUGUGGAUGGGAAAUAUUAAUUGCCACAAUAAUUUAGAAAUCUAAAAGACAAAGUAUUUGUAUGUGGAAGCUGAUUGAAAAUCAGAGGUAUGAGGUGCACAAUAGUUCUUGCUGUUUUAACGUUGGGUUAAAUAAUGCAGUAUAUAGAAUUGCUUUCUCUCUCAUGAUAGAGCUACUGUACAUUCACACAACUUGCACUUCUGUCAAUGGGCACCAGUGAUGCUGACAUUUCAAAUAAAAACAUUGGUUCUAUCCAUUUCUGAAAUCUUCGUUUAGUUUAGAGAUAACAGGCCCAUUGGGCCCACCGAGUCCGCAUCGACCAGCGAUCGUCGCACAUUAACACAAUCCUACCACUAGCGACAAUUUACACUUAUACCAAGUAUACAAACCCAAGCCAAUUAAUCUACAAACCUGUACGUCUUUGGAGUGUGAGAAGAAACCAAAGAUCUCGGAGAAAAACCACGCGAUCACGGGGAGAACGUACAAGCUCGAUUACUAAGGAGAAGGUGCUAGGAAAACUGAAAGGUCUGAGGGUGGAUAAGUCACCUGGACUGGAUGGACUGCACCUCAGGGUUUUGAAGGAGGUGGCCUCAGAGAUUGUGAAAGCAUUAGCUGUGAUAGUUCAACAAUCACUAGAGUUAGUAGUGGUUCCAGAUAAUUGGAAAAUUGCCAAUAUCACCCCCAUUGUACAAGAAGGGAGCAAAACAGAAGAACAGAAACUAUAGGCCGGUUAGCCUGACUUUCGUGGUUGGUAGGAUUUUAAAGUAAAUUAUAAAAGAUGAGGUUACGCAGUACUUAGAAGUUUACGAUAAAAUAUGCCGAUGUCAGCAUGGCUUUGUGAAGGGAAGAUUUUGCCUGACGAACCUGCUGGAGUUCUUUGAGGAAGUUAAUAGUGGGACAGACAGAAGGGAGGCUGUAGAUUUUGUUUACUUAGAUUUUCAGAAGGCCUUCGAUAAUGUGCCGCAUGUCAGGCUGCUAGGGAAGAUAAGAGCCCAAGGUAUUAAAGGGAAGAUACCAGCAUGGAUAGCAGGUUAGCUGGAUGGCAGAAGGCAAAGAGUUGCAAUAAAAGGCGCUUUUUCAGGUUGGCUGCCAAUGACUAGCCAAUUCUCUUCACGUUACUAUUAAUGAUUUUGGAGAAGGGGAUUGAAGGCAUUGUGGCCAAGUUUGCAGAUGAUGCUAAGGUAGGUGGAGGGGCAGGCAGUGUAGAGAAAACAAGGACUCUGCAGAAGGACUUGGACAAGUUUGAGGACUUGGACAGGUUGGAGAGUGGGCAGAGAAGUGGCAGAUGAAAUUCAGGAAAGCAAAGUGCGGAGUCAUGCAUUUUGGCAAUAAGAAUAAAGGCGUAGAAUAUUUUCUAAAUGGAGAGAGAAUCCAGAAAAUCAGAGGGGCAAAGGGACUUGGGAGUGCUGGUGCAGGAUUCCCAAAAAGUUAAUUUGCAAGUCGAACCGGUAGUAAGGAAGGCAAAUUCAAUGCUAGCAUUUAUAUCAUGACGACUGGAAUACAAAAACAGAUGUAAUGCUGGCUCUGGAGAGGGUCCAGAGGAGGUUCACAAGAAUGAGUGGGUUAGCAUACGAUGAGCGUUUGACAGCACUGGGCCUCUACUUGUUGGAGUUUAGAAGGUUGAGGGGGGACCUCAUUGAAACUUACAGAAUAAUGAACGGUAAUAAUGUGGAAAGGUAGUUUCCACUGACGGGAGAGUCUAGGACCAGAGGUCAUAACCUCAGAAUUAAAGGGCACUCUUUUAGAAAGGAGGUGAGGUGAGAGUGUAGUUAAUCUGUGGAAUUCAUUGCCACAGAGGGCUGUGGUGGCUAAGUCAGUGGAUAUUUUUUAAGGCAAAGCUAGACAAAUUCCUGAUUAGAAUGGGUUAUGGGGAGAAAGUAGGAAAAUGGGGUAAGGAGGAAGAGAUCAGCCAUGAUUGAAUGGCGAAGUCGACUCGAUGGGCCGAAUGGCCUAAUUCUACUCCUAUAACGUGAACUCCAUACAGACAAGCAUCUGUAGUUGGGAUCGAGCCCAGGUCUCGGACACUGCAAGUGCUGUAAGGCAGCAACUCUACCGUUGCGCCACCAUGCCUCCCAGCGUCAAAUCAAUGUUUGAUGUUUCUUCAAUCUUCAAACUAUUCACCUGCCAGCCAUACAUGAAUUCCAUCUUGCAUGCUUUCUGUGGCCUAUAAGUUCAUAAGAGAUAGGAGCAGAAAUAGGCCAUUCGGCCCAUCAUUUCUAUUCCGCCAUUCAAUCAUGGGUGAUCCAUCUUUCCCUCUCAACCCCAUUUUCAUGCUUUCUCCCCAUAACCCCUGACACCUUUAUUAAUCAAGAAUCUGUCAAUCUCCACCUUAAAAACAUCCAUGGACUUGGCCUCCACAGCCUUCUGUAAACAUUGACUGUUCGUUGUGUGUACACCCACAGACUUUAGCCUGCCUAUGUUCUCACAGUGAUGUGGAGAGAGCACCCUACUUACUGCGUUACUAAGGGAAAAAACGUGCAGUCUCACUGCAGGUUUGUCAAAUAAUCAGCAUACUAUUUAGAUGUAUUGUUUCUCCAGACAUCGUCUUGUGUGCUUAUUUUGAGUGUCUCUGUCUAAAUGUACCUGCCUGUAUAAAGAAUCACUAAUCAGAUACUAGAUUUGAAAUAUAACUUUAAAUUGUGCCCGCAAGCGAAAACCUUCUUUAAGUCUUAUCCGAUCCGAGCAAAGAUUUUUUAAGGUCUUUAAGAUAUAUUUCCUGAAGUAUGAAGCAAUGCCGGAACAAUUCUAACCAACAGCAAACGGAGGAAAUAUGCGAUCAUAAAACGACCAUUGGUUUCAAUGAAAUGUAAAAUCUCAUAUGCUUGUCAUCUGUAUCUGAUCUGAAGUGAGAUAAAGAAACAAAAGAAAGCUCUUUUUAUGGGAGACAUGAAUGCUUGGUGGUUUUUUUUUGGUUCUUUUGAAGAUUUCAUUGCAGAAAACUCCUACAAAUGUCAGGUCAUUCCAGAGUAACCAUUGACUCCGUGGCUCAGGAAUGACAAUCCCACAGUUUUGCUGUGUAUUUGAGUUCCGGUGCUGGCUCGUGCUUGAAAUUUGCCAUUUGAGUAGGAAAUAAAACAAAUUGCUUUUCAUCCAGGCUACAUAACAUGGCGUGCUUUAUUUCAGGAAGGCGUAGAGAAAAUGCAUUAACCUUUCUGACCUGAAGCACUACUAUAGCCUGGGUCUAUUCAUGUAAAACACUGAGCUGAGGGCACCAGUUGUGAACACAAAGCUGAGAUAAAACGGCCAAAUGCAAACCACCAUGAAUGAGUUACUGGAAGAAUAUUAUAAAGAAAUGUACUUAGAAGAUGCAAUCACUGUCAUGCAUAGCAUUGUAAGGAACAAUGAUAAAGCACACACACCAAAAUCCUGUACUUCCAGUGACGGAAGUCCCGCAGGAACUGGAGGACAGUGAUGUGAGGUGCGUCCGUCAUCGCUCCCGUCGGACACCAGCACCACUGCGUUGCUAAUGUUUUCAACGAUGAUGGUGAUGAUACAUAUGCCCCUGUCCCACUUAGGAAACCUGAACGGAAACCUCUGGAGACUUUGCACCCACCCAAGGUUUCCGUGCGGUUCCCGGAGGUUGCAGGCGGUUGCCGGAGGUUGCAGGUAGUGGAAGCAGGUCGGGAGACUGACAAAAACCUCCAGGAACCGCUCGGAAACCUUGGUUGGGGCGCAAAGUCUCCAGAGGUUACCGUUCAGGUUUCCUAAGUGGGACAGGGGCAUUACAAAGCAUUUGAUCAGAAGAUAUUGCCACAAUAUUCUGCACACAUCCCUAAAGUUAUUCAAAAAGUACUGAAUAUGAAUGCUGAAAAUAUUUGUUAUGCAGAUGCACCCCGAUUUACAAUGCUUCGACUUGCGAUGAUACUCCGGUCACUUCCGGUCACGUGAUCGCAAUAUAUCGCAAUGCGUUUUCGGCUUGCAAUAUCUUUGGUUUACGAUGGGUAUAUCAGAAGGUAACCAACCCCAUUGUAUGUCGAGGAGCAGAUGUACAGUAUAACUGUAUCCCUGGAUGGAAAUGUCAAAGACUGGAGCGCGUAGCUUUAAAGUGAGAGGGGGGAAAGUUUAAAGAAGAUGUGUGGGGCAAGUUUUUUUACAAAGAAGGUAGUGGAUGCCCGGAACACACUGCCAGGAGUGGUAAUAGAGGCAAAUAUGGCAGUGGUGUUUAAGAGGCAUUUAGAUAGGCACACGGUUAUGCAGGGAAUGGCGGGAUAUAGGUCACGGUCAGGCAGAUAUGAUUAACAUCAUGUUCGGCACAGCCAUUGUGGGCCAAAGGGUCUGUUCCUGUGCUGUACUGUUCUAUGUUCUAUGUUCUAUGUUCUAUGUAAUCAAAAGAUUAAAGGAAAUGUAGUAAUGGACCAAUAUGGAAUACGUGUAGUAAUGACCAAACUGCUUGUAUUUAUCUUCAUUGAUAACACAAGUAUAUUAUUUACUUCAUCACUUUUGUAUCUGCUGUAUUGUCAAAUGACCAGUGGCUACAUUUAUCAGAAUCACAAAAUAGUACUUUACAUUUUGUAUGUUAUUAACUCACACAUGUGUCAAUAUUGAUGAGUCUAACAGUUCCAGCAAGUUUUCAAAAUGAUUAAUAAUACAAUUGCAAUUUGCAUUCCUAAUUGUUACAUAUAUUCUUUUA